Branchiostoma floridae (Florida lancelet) is the source of this 1325-nucleotide messenger RNA. RefSeq lists its product as uncharacterized. Gene Ontology annotation, cellular component: membrane. The record is from RefSeq and is a predicted model, not a curated record. Bases 303 to 1310 code for a protein of 335 amino acids. The transcript is spliced from 5 exons. NCBI's taxonomy places the organism in Eukaryota, Metazoa, Chordata, Leptocardii, Amphioxiformes, Branchiostomatidae.
GGGGGGCAAAGGUCAAGCAAGGUGUACACUGUGUAUUUUGAGUAGUUUAGAAUGGACGAAUUAAUCUAGCUUACCAAACCGUUUGGUUGGAGGAUUGCAUUUUGUCAUGGCUAUUUACAUGGACUCACGACAUCGUGGUAUCUUAGAACGUUUUGAAGAAAAGUUGGAGUCAAUCGUUGGAGCAACGAAGGUGCGUUAGGGAAGAAAAUCGCGUACGUACGGGUCCUUGUCGUGCCCCAAAAAUAGCCCGGUACCUACAAACUGUGACGCAUCACUCCCCGUGACCACACUCAUCUCUCAAGAUGUCUUCCUGCGACUGUGUAGACGGAGACCUCUUGGUCAUCAAGGCGAUCUUCUUCUUCUUUUUCUCUGGAGCGGCGUGUAUUCACCCAUACAUAGCCGUCUACAUGAAACACCAGGGGCUGCUGCCGUCCCAGAUAGGUGUGAUCAAGUCUGCCGGAAACUUCAUGUCAGUUAUCAUCAAGCCACUCCUCGGCAGCAUUGCAGACAAGACUGGGAGGCCAAAAAUUGUGGCUGUCUUGACCGUAACGAUCGCUUCCGUUCUGCACUUCUCGAUGUUGUUCAUCCCACCCGUGCCGGCCUCACCGACUUCAACUGAAGCGACCAGUCAGCAGAGACACCUAGCGGAAGCUGAGAAAAGUGGCACCGAGCACACUCAGUCUUGGUUCUCCCUAACUUUCUGGUUAUUCUUCUGGAUCAUCUUCCUGUCUCACGGUGUGCAGUGGAGCUCAGUUUCACAGGUGGAGGCGGCAACGUAUCAAAUCAUCAAGAAAAACCAAAGAGGCGAAUUCGGACGACAGCGCGUCUUUGGAGCCGUCGGAUUCUCGCUUGUUGCUUUCUUGUCAGGCGUUGCCAUGGAUACGUUCACCACUCAGAAGUCACAGAAUCCUGGGAACAGGACGAGCCCAGCUACAGACACCCCUGGGAACGAGCCUAAUUAUUCCGUGGCCUUCUACAUGUUUUUGACCUUCAUGGUGUUAUCUAUAACUUGCCUGCUGGCCGUGAAGGACUGGAGCACAGAACCGUCCAUAGGAUUUAUAAAGAGCAUGGGGAGACUGCUUUCGCAAGUCCAUCUCCUCAUCGUCCUUUUUGUUGUAAUUCUGUUGGGCGCCUGUGAUGGCGCUGGUGACACGUACCUUCUCCUUCAUCUGAAAAACCUGGGUGCCAGCCAGACCGUUCUCGGUACAUACCUUCUCGUGAAGAACGCGUCCGAGAUCCCGGUGUACAUCGUCGCCGGCUGGGUCAUCAGGAAGCUCGGCCACGUGGCGGCAAUAGGUGUGUAUACGUAACAGCGGGGUUCAAGG